Molecule: messenger RNA, 1902 nt
Organism: Plasmodium fragile
Lineage: Eukaryota; Apicomplexa; Aconoidasida; Haemosporida; Plasmodiidae
Exons: 1
Coding region: 1-1902 (633 amino acids)
Source: RefSeq, a predicted model, not a curated record
AUGAAGCGGGACAUGUUCCUUUGUUUAUUUUUCUUUAUGAACGUAGGUGUCCUGUUGGCACCCGCCAACAGUGCGUACCGCCUAAAGAAGAGCGGUGCGAAUGUGCAGGCAGAACAGCAUGGGCAAGGGGGGGGAGUGAAAGUUGCCCAGGGAAAUAACGCAGUCUGCCCCAUGGCAAGUGCGAAAAAGGGGAACAACAGCAACCAGAAAGGCAAUGUUGUGGCGAGUAACACGUUAGAGGAGGACGUGGAUGAGAUGGACUCGGGAGAAGACCUGGUGAAUGAAGAGGCAGCGAUGGAAGAGGCGGCCGCGGAGGAAGCAGCUGUGAAGGAGGCAGCCGAUAUGGACGCAGUGGAUAAGGAAGCGGCGGAGUUAGAAGAACAGCAGUACAAUGAAAUGAAGCAGGGGAACGCGGCACAAGGGAACAACAACAACCCCAAUGUGGUAAACGCGCUCAAGGAGAUCGAGAGCCACAACAACAGUUCACAGGGGAAGAGCAAAAGUACAUGUGAAAAGGGAACGAACGAAGAAAACAAAUCCUCCUUGUAUGAGCAGAAAAAACAAAAAAUAUUGAUGAUUCAUAUAUUAAAAAGUAUUAAAGAACACUUGGACAGGCAGAAGGAAAACUUCAAUAGCUUUUUGUCUUUCUUGAGUGAAUCGUAUGCCAGCUACGAAAAGUUCAAGGGGCUCAAAAGUGUGAGCGGUGUUAGCGGUGUGAGCGGUGUGAGCGGCGUGAACAGCGUGACUGGUGAAGACAUGGCGACACCGUCGCAAUCCUUUUUGAGUUUGCAGGAGACCGCGCCAAAGUGUACCGCCGCCACGGCCCACGCGAACAAGGCGGGCAGCAGUAGCGGUAGUAGCGGCAGCAGUAGCGGCAGCGGAGGCGCCACGGGUGAGGACCACGACGAAGAGCCGCAGGAAGACGAGCCGGAGGAUGAGGACGGCGACGGCACCUCCGGGGGAGACAACCCGCAAAAUGGGGGAGAGCCAAACGGUGGAGGCGGCGACGCGGGCGGAAGCGAUGGAGAACAGCCGGGAGAUGACGCCCCGCCCACUGAUGACCAGGACGGCGACAAGAAAAACUCAGCUAAAAUGGAGCAAAUAAAGAUGAUUCUGUACGACAUGCUGAACUCCAAUGAGCUGACCAAGAAGCAGAAGGACUACGUGCAGGUGAUUCUACAAAUACUCAUGCUAGAGGAGGACGUGUUACAAAAGGAAAUGAUGCAAGUGGAGCUAAACAAAAAAAUAAUAAACGUUCUACUAGGUAAGUCAGAUGAAUUGAAGAACAUUGCUGUUACUCUCAGUAAAGGAGAAGGAGCAGGAACAGGAACAGGAGAAACAGAAGGAAACCAACGAGUGGACCUAGCACAAAAUAUUGUGUCCAACUUAUUAAAUUUUUCUGUUGAAUUAAAGAACACUGGUAAUAUAGUGUAUAAUAAUAUACAAGGACAAGGAGAGCUACUUCAGACAAUUGAAAAAAAUAUUAACGCAGCGGAGGACAAGAUAAACAACGUGCGUGUGCACACAGAGUACAAGGGGAUGAAGAAGAAGGACGAGGAACCCACUGUCGACCCAACUAACAACGAUGUUGUGGGAAGCAACAUGUGGGGUGGUGCCACUUCCUCCAAGGUGGGUACUCAGUCGGAGUUCCUUCAAUAUUGCGAUGCUGAUGAGGCAGCAGAUGGUAAUUCUGCUUGUCCAUAUACAUCUGUGUCAUCCUCCAAGAUGGGUUCAGGUGGCAUGAAACAGGGGACUGCUGGCGUUACUCAAAAAAAUGCAGCGACGAACGGUACUAACAAGUUCACCUUGGAUGAAACUAUGAAGAAUCACUUCUUCAACAAUUUCGUAAAGGAAUCUGUCACGCUGAAGAAGCUCUACCGUCUGCUAUAUGACAUGUUCUAG